GGCUGCAGGGACAGGCGCUCCGAGACCGAGACACUAUGCUCGACAGCGUCCGAAGCAACCAUGGGAGUAGUUCACACUUCCAACUUUAAAGAGUUGCUGCACUGAACGUAGACUUGUUCUUAUUGUUUCGACUCUCCUUGACUCAGGGGACUUUUGCUCGUGUCAAUCCUCAAGCAGGAUGUUGUUACUGACGAGACUCGGAAAGCCCGGCACGAAGAGCAGAAAGUCUCUCUGAUGAGAACCACCUCCUUCUACCCGCCACACAAAGGGAACCACGGAACAAGUUCUUUUCUCCCCCCCACGCACCCACGCCAUUUUUCGUUUUUCUCUUUUUUUGAUGUCAUAGUGGGGGGGGCUCUUUGAAAGACAUCAUGGAUCACUUUGCAGCGGAGUGCCUUGUCUCUAUGUCCAGCCGCGCGGUCGUCCACGCUCCGAGGGGCAACAACCGGGAGAUGAAGCCGGAGAACCGGUCGCCUUCCCCCACGAGGAACCCGGAGGACGCCAAAGAACCUGUGGUGAAGGACAACUCCUCUCUGUACGUGGUGGCCAGGAUCCUGGCGGAUUUUAACCAGCAGACUCCCAGCGGCGUGCUCGGCGAGCAGGCGAAGAGCAGGGAGGAGAGCCAGGCCGGCCUGACGGAGGAUGCGAACUGUGCCACACCUACCAUCACCAUCUCGGAUCCGUCGCUCAAACAAAGGGGCAAAAGAUCGAGAGGUCGCAACGAGCCGGAGUCCCCGCAGAAAAAGCACAAAUGCCACUAUUCGGGUUGCGAAAAAGUUUACGGCAAAUCGUCGCACCUCAAGGCGCACUUAAGGACGCACACAGGAGAGCGUCCGUUCCCUUGUACCUGGCCCGACUGCAGUAAGAAGUUCGCCCGCUCCGACGAGCUGGCCCGCCACUACCGCACCCACACGGGAGAAAAGAAGUUCGGCUGCCCACUUUGCGACAAACGCUUCAUGCGAAGCGACCACCUGAUGAAGCACGCCCGGCGCCACUCGGAUUUCCAGCCCAGCAUGCUCAAGAGGCCCCACGGCGGCGGGGUCGGCGGCGGGGCCGGCCACGCCGUGCGUCCCGGCUCCCUCAGCGACUACAGCCGCUCGGACGCCUCCAGCCCCACCCUCAGCCCCACCCUCAGCCCCGCCCUCAGCCCCGCCAACUCGCCUUAAAGUAAACAUCGCACUUUCUGCCUCCAAUGCGUCGAGGCGUGUGUUCUUGUCAUGAUAACACUUGUGUUGUUGCACACUUGUCAGCGGCGACUCCCGUCUUUCCUAAUCCUGCGCUUGCUCUGGUGUACCAUACUGUACAGAACUGCUUAUUGUAGUGCAAUGACAUGUGAUCCUAUAAGAAGGUAAUGCCUUUCCCAGAUGGCAAUAUUUACAUUGUCGACCAUAAGUCUCGAUAUUUCUUCUAAUCAUGGCUAGUCUGUUUGCAGCAACUAAACACAACUUAUAAGACAAAAGAUGCCCUGAUGAGUCUUAUCAAAAUGUUUGUCUUUCAUUGUUCUUUUUCCUUUAAAAAAAAAAAAAAAAAAAAAAACGGGUCAUGAUAAAGGGUACACACACACACACACACACACACACACACACACACCUCAGGAUUGAAGACAGUUUCGCUUAAUACCACAAUACUUCACACAAACUGCACAAUAAACUCAUCACUUUAAAGUUCAACCGCUGGUUGAAUUUUUCACCCUGCUCAGGGAUGGCCUUGUUAGCUUGAACGAAUGGAGAGAAACAGUCAGUCCACACACAUACACAGUAUGUCUAUAUAUGUAUAGCAUAUAUAGACAUGUAUAUACAUAUGUAUCAGCCUUACACUCAACACACUAUUGCACUCUUUCUUUUAUGUCAGCUUCACUUCCUCCUUAAUAAUAAUAAUUAAAAAAAACAAUUGAAAACCUCUUUCACACAGAGAUGGCACAAAAUGAGAGCCGUAACAGUUAUUCGUCUUUGCCUUCUUACACGAAACCCAACAAAGGGGUGUUUGCCACAACCGUGUGCGUUUUGACAUGUCGCCUCUGUAUCCCACAAUCAGAUAAUUAAAUGUGAGACUUCAGCGCCGGCGCCUGGUGUAAAAUAUUUGUUUGACAGCGACAAUAGCUGAAGCGAACUGUUAUGGCUCUGAUACCACUUUCGGGAAAUUGGAGUGUCAGAGCCUUUUUUUAAAGAACAGCGAUGCAGAAAAAUGUCGGCUUUCAAAGCUACCACCGCUGUUCCUGCAGCAGCCAUUCUCUAGGUGGACAUUUAUUGCGGCAAACACCCAGAAUUGGGUUAUAAAGAUACGUUUCAAAGCAGCUGUUUAAAUAAAUAUGGACACAAAGGGACGGCAAUGUGUAUCCCUCACACAAGCACAUCGGGACAAUAAAGUACCAAGGACUAGAAUUGAAUAAGUGAGGCCCGGGGAUGAUUUGGAGCUUGCAAAUAUCCCACAAGAAGCGUCAGGAAGGCUAGCAUGCCACCCAUCUGGCUCUACCUGUCCUGUCAAGACGUCAAGUCUUGUCUCGAUGCUUUCCUUGCUGUCAGCUUUAAAGGAACUCGGAGGUUAAACAAAGUCCAAAGUGCCGGUGGAGCUAUCUGCAAUGUUCAGACGGGAGAAGGCACGUCCUGAUAAAACAAGAGGAGAGGUUUAUCACGACAUGAGCAGAGGAGGAGACACCCUCGUUUCCUGCUUAUGCAAACGACCCAACCAGGAGGGAACAACAGUACUACUUAGACGCAGUGUUUCCCAACCUUUAUUGAGCUGAGGCACAUGCACUAGUCAAAAAAAAAGGUCGGGAUAUUCGACUUUCGGGUAAAAUUUCAAGAUGAACCUAAAAUGUACUACAACCUUUACAGUUGAUCGGAAGUACUAAAACAUUGAACGGUCGGACAUCAAGUUCAACGGUAAGGUCCAAGUGGAUUUUUUGGGUUCAUCCUAAAAUUUCACCAGAAAGCACAAUACCUUUUUAUGGGUAGUGGAUGUUACAUGAGGAAAAAUGUCACACUACACCACCACAAAAGUAUGGGAAGCCUUAACAUUUAAGAGCUAGCCUGGAUAUGUGUUGCAGAUAUCUGUAAUUAAGUUUCGCCUAGUCAAAAACAACAUUUGAGAUAUUCGUAACGACAUUCUUCCUUUCCCCAAUUAGCAUUUCAGAUACCUGCAAUGACAUUUCACCUCGGACAAAUGAUGUCAACUGUGCCAUUCAUGUGUAUGGGCUUUGCCAUUACAGAUAUCCACAAUUGAUUUGGAGAUAUCUGCUUUGUGAAUUGCGUAUAUCUGCAACGGAAUUGUAAAUAUCUCUAACUCCAGUUUGAGAUUGCUACGGUUUGAUUCUGACUGGUCAUAAUUUCAUCUUCAAUUCACCCCAGUUCAAGAUAUCCAUACAUGUUCUUUUCAUAUAUAUUACAUCAGAAUUUCACCAGGCAAAAUGAAGUGGUAGAUAUCUGUGACUGGAAUGAUGACUAGUUGGAAUCAAAUUGUAGCUACAGUAUCUCAAAAAGGAGUUAGCGAUAUCUACAGUUCAAAUGCAGAUAUCUGUAAUUGACGCGUGGCUAGUGGCGGCUGAGUAGUCGAUAUCUGUAAUGAGAAACCCCAUUACACAUGAAUGGCAAAAGUGACAUUGCAGAUAUCAGUAAUUCAGUUUUGACUCAGCAAAAAUGAAUUAGAUGUCUUUGUCAUUACGACUAAUCACAAUUCUGAUGCAGACAUCUUGAAUGAAAAUUCCAACUAUUCAAAAUGUUAUUAUGACUAUUCAGAAGGAUGUUGUUGAUAUCUACAAUGCUAAUUUGGGUCACUCAGAUUUUAAAUGUUGAAUCUGCUGGCCAUGCAGUACACUAUACUGAAAUUAUGACGAUCUUGUCUUUUUUUUAUGCACACAUGGUGUGAAAGCAGGGCCUCUUGAGUUAACACAGCUAUUAUUCUGUUGUAUAAGGUGGAUACACAGGUCAGGUCAGUUGUACCUUCUGCCAUCAAGUGCAAGAGCAUUAAUUGUUCUGCCUCUCACUAUAUGUCACUGGCAAAGAUAGAUCAGCUACGAUACAUUAUUUGUAGUAAAUAAAUCCUGAUUUCCCAACCAUGUGGUGUGAUUGCAGAAUUUCCUGUGGCACACUUGUUGAUCUCUAGUGGUUGGAAAUGACUGAGGAUGAAAUCACCUUUGCCACAAGCAAGCACAGAGACAAAUUUCACACUAUUAAACAGCUGCUUUCAAACGCCUCUGAGCAAAAGGAAAUAUCAUCGGGCUGUAGUGCCGCCUGCGACGCUCCCGUGAGAAAGUCCACUUGUGUUUCUAGAAGCACAUACCACAAUAAGUCAGGCAAAAAAAUAACUUCCAUGGAAAUGAGCACCGCUUAUGCAAACUGGUACAGUCUGCAUCCUCGUGCUUGGAAAUACAGAGCCAUCCAUGUUGCUUUGAUCCCAUCGCAUCCAUCCAGACGGUUGCCAUGGCGAGUGGCGUGUACUCUCUUCAGCCCUCUCCCCUGGCGCCACGCGCAUGUUAACAACUCUGGCAGGUGUACAUCCAUGAAUGGCGGGCCUUGUCCCCCUCCCGCCCCCGCCCUAGCAGCCAUCUUUCUUUUCAAUGAAGCAGCUCUGUCAAAUCCCCCUCAAGACAAAACACCCCUUAGAUCCAAUGCAGCGAUCCCCUUAAACAAAACUAUUUUUCAAGUAGCAGGAUGACACUUAGUAAGAGAAACCACUGAGACAAAAUGUUUUCAAUUCUCUAAAUUGCUGUUGAGCUGCUUUUUGUGCAGGUUUGCAUGCUUUCUUAAUCCAUAAACUGCACAAUUACCUCAGGUUCCAUGGGCUGUAUAUGGGUGUUACGGGAUAAUUUGUUUUCACUGCUGGUCAGUGUCCAGUGAAGCCCCCCCCCCACUCCCACUCCCCUCCCAUCCUCAAGGCCCACCUGCCUCUUAAGUCUUCACAACAUCCUGCCUGAGUCAUAAUUUGCGCUCCCUCAGGCUGAAAUGAAAUGUCCCUCACACAGUGGACUUAAUACACGACAUUGUGUGAAAGAGGAAAUGUCCCCAUCCAUCCUUUCAUUCCAUCCUAUCCAUCCAUGCUCUCGCUGUAACAAAACUACUUGAAUAAUUCAACACAGAAGGCCAUUGAACACCAUUUUGUACAUUCUUACUGUUGUUGUUUUUUUAAAUGACAGAAUAAUAUACUUCCUUGAGGGGAGGGGGUUCUUAACGUUUCCAUCAUCUUCAGGUCAUUGAUGGUUGAAUUGUUUUGUUUUAUUACAAGAACAGUCAUCCACUCAGCAGUGAGCGGUUGAUGGGCGCUUGCUUCAACUUCGACCUGUCCUCCCAAAUUCCUCCUCGUUCCAGGAACAGGGAAUGUUCAGCUGGUGGGCGACAGUUAGUAAAUGAAACUUCCUGACCUCUAUGUAUAUUCAUUUUACACGGAAUGACUCAUUUUCUUUUCUUUUAAAUUGUAUUUGUAUUCCCUUAAAGAGAGUGACCAUGAGAGUUAGCAACAGUCCAUAUUUAGUCCUAAUUUAUAUUAUUGCUUUCUUUUGGUGGUAUAAAAGUGUGUAUAGUUUUCAGGAUCAUACCUCUUCAUAAAAAUGUUUUGCUUUUUGUUCGUAUCUUUUCCAAACACAUGGUGUAGCUUCUGCUUAACAAGUAGCACAAAUAAACUGAUUAUUUGUUUCUGCUUGAAUGACAGGAGAGAAAACGAGGCUUUCUAUUAUGUAUAUAAAUCAUUGGGGUUUGUUUUAUAUAUGUAAAAAAAAAAAAAAAAAAAAAAAAAAGAAACACAACAUGUUGUCAGGGUCCUUCACAUGCUUUGGAUUCAAAGUUUAAAAAGAAAAUGCAAAAUGAGCCACACACAUACUGUGAUGGUUUCAACAUACGGGAUGAUGUCAGCAUUGAAUCACGAUUACAUUAUCAUUAAGAAAGGACUUUAACCAGUAAGGUUCCUAAUCACAUUGUACUGCUUAAUAGUUGACAGCCUAUUGUAAAAAACAAAACAAAAAAAACAAUGCAUUUCAUUGAAUUGACUGAUGAACUAAGCAUAUUUAAAGCUACAUGAAAAAAUUACACGUAGAAUAUUCUCGACUGAUGUCAAAGUACAGGGUUGAUGGAUGUAACUGUGUGCCAAAACACAUAAAUGUCAGAGGGUAAAUAGCUACUAUCAGACAUUGUACAGUUUUUUUUUUAAGUGCUUUUGUGUCAUGUACAGGAUUUAAUGAAGCAAAUGUGCAUAUUUGUUAUAUUAGGUGAACUAUUUUCUGCUUUUAAACCAUUUGGUUGUGUAGCCUCCUUUUUGUUUUAAUUCUUGUUAUUUAAUUUGAUCUUUUGGUUGCUGUUGAUUACACAAGCGAUGUAUAAUGGCUUUUGACAGGUUUUUGAUCAUGGAUCAUUUUAAUGCUAACAGACGAAGCCCGACCAUUCCAAAGGAUUGAAAGUUGCGUUUGCGCUAUACGUGUUGCUGCUUACAUGGACCCGAUUGUUUUUGCUUUUUGGGGGGACUACAAAUGUGUCCUGACUGUCAGUUUUGACACAUUAUGAGUUGUGCACAAGGUACGUUCCUCAUUGUUUCCCAGGUGUAAUCUCUCCUCGUAUUUCCCCUUAGGAACCCUGUGUGGAGCCAAUUAAAAUGAACAACUUCAAGAGUCAAGGACAUAUACAGAGCAUGUCUUCCCUCUAACAAAUUCCCUUUUUUUAAAUAUACAUUUAUGACUAGUUAGUGACUUUUGAGACAGCUUCAUUUGUGGGCUGGCGUGAUUCUUGGGUGUGCAGAAGUUGUUACCAAAGGCUAUGAAGGGAAACAUGAAUGUUGCAGUAAUUUGGUUCAGCAGAGGCUGGGCUUGAUAAUGGACCUUCCUUGAUUCUUAGAUCUCAAAUCUUUCUUUAAAUGAGCAUAAAAGAGGUAUGUAUGUAUGCUGCAACUGGUCUUGUUUUGUUUUCUUUGGUUGGAUGUUGCAGCCCCUUAUAAGGAGGUGUUUAGUGCAGGUUGCGAGGCAGCAAAGGUGUGUGAUUUGGCCUCCCCCGUUUGUCCUCAGUGCAAUGUCGCUCUCUUGAUACCUCGUGUGCGUUUCUCCUCUAUCCAUCACCAUCAGUUGCCUGUUGUAGUGACUCCAACGUGCCCCCCCCCCCCCCCCCCCCCCUCCUCAAAAUCCCUCUCUGGGCCGGCAUCACUCUAAUGUAAUGUGUAAAUAACUCUCGACUCAGCUAUGGCCAGUACAUUCUCCUCUGACCUCACAGUUAACUUUCAGGUGUCGUCUUUGUUUAUUUUUUACUUUUUGUGAGUUUUUCCUUUCAGCAAACCAAAAUCACUACACUCAACAAGUAUUACAGUUGUACAGUACCUUGGAUUCCAACCACAUAUGUAAUGUGCUGGUCUUAGCUGCUCUGCUGUACCUUUCUAUGGCAUUAUUUUUGACAUGUUAGACGAUCUAUUGUGACCAUGUCCUAUGCAAAUAUGAAAAAUAACAAGAUUGUUGAAUAAUGUUGUCAUAACUCGUAUGCAUGGAAUAGUGAAGUUUACAUUUGGAAAUAAAUUCAUAAAAUAUGCAGCUCCAA
Messenger RNA from Phyllopteryx taeniolatus (common seadragon), 7502 nucleotides. It is a transcript of the gene klf13, whose product is annotated as Kruppel like factor 13. Gene Ontology annotation, molecular function: RNA polymerase II cis-regulatory region sequence-specific DNA binding; DNA-binding transcription factor activity, RNA polymerase II-specific. The transcript is spliced from 2 exons. Gene Ontology annotation, biological process: regulation of transcription by RNA polymerase II. The record is from RefSeq and is a predicted model, not a curated record. Bases 372 to 1166 code for a protein of 264 amino acids. Lineage: Eukaryota; Metazoa; Chordata; Actinopteri; Syngnathiformes; Syngnathidae.